Cercospora beticola is the source of this 843-nucleotide messenger RNA. RefSeq lists its product as uncharacterized. The record is from RefSeq and is a predicted model, not a curated record. NCBI's taxonomy places the organism in Eukaryota, Fungi, Ascomycota, Dothideomycetes, Mycosphaerellales, Mycosphaerellaceae.
ACUUUCAGAAUCACGACGUCACUCGAGGAGCGUCUGGAAGGAGACAGGUCCAUGACACGAAUAACACAUCGAUACUGACUGGAGGUCUCGUGAACAUGCACGUGUUCAUGAUCGCCAUUAUUUGCGGUUUUACAUCCGUUGCCGUACAGAGAUUGCGCAAACCGAAGGCGGAGCACGACGAUGAAGUUGCGAAGCGGGCGCGUGGUGAAAGUGCCGAAGAAGGAAAUUUCGCAGGCCGCACAGCGUCUCCAGCUACUCGGAAUACCUCCCGAGCUACGCCUCAUCAUCUAUCUAUUCCUUCUCAUCGCUUAUUAUCGAAUAUACGACUUCCGUUGUGCGGCCUCGAUCGAGCAUCCCAUCCUUCACGUAUCAGCAUUCAUCCGCAACGAAGUGCUAUGGGAUUACAACACUGCACUCAAAUACUUCACCACCCGGCUCUACGAUAUCUCCUAUGCAGCUUGCGAUGCUUAUGCUAGCGCUGCUUGUGAAUGGCUCGACCAUGUCAUAUCGAUAGGUGUUGCUGGGCCAUGGAGUAUAGCAGCGAGGACAACGUUGCUUCGAUUGCAGAUUAAGAAGACUGAGGCGUUCGAUGAAUACGAUUAUGUCGUUGACGUCGUGAAGGAUUGCUUGGAAGCUGUGGAGGAGCAGAUUGUUAAGUGGCAGCUCUGAAGGAGUUCUUGCAGCGAUGAGAUCCUGCAAGGACUGUGAACUGUCGACCUAUGGCUGACAUCCCAUUCCGUUGCAAGCUUGUCGGGUGUCUUGAGUGAAUAUGCCUCACACUGAGUGGCUGGCAGCAUGUGGUGGAACUUCGGACCAGUAACAUCUCGCAAUUGGCAUAUCAUU